This is a messenger RNA of Bactrocera oleae (olive fruit fly), 3559 nucleotides long. NCBI's taxonomy places the organism in Eukaryota, Metazoa, Arthropoda, Insecta, Diptera, Tephritidae. The record is from RefSeq and is a predicted model, not a curated record.
AGUUAAAUUUCUUCUCACUAACUGUGAGUAGUCGAUGUCGGUAAAUUUUUGUACGGAGGGAUUAAAUAGUUUUCGUCUAAAUCGUUCUCUCUUCUUGAUUGAUAUUGUAAAGUUUACUAAAUUGGGAGAAUCUAAUCAAAAUAAUAAAUAUAUAGUUUUAUAAAUGGUGUUAAAUUCAUGCCUAUGCAUCCAAAUAUAUUUGAAUGUUUAAAGUGUGAAAGUAUGGUGAUAGAAGUUUGGAAACAAUUGCUUUCAUCAUUUGUAGUUCUUUUUACUCGAUGUAUUUAUAUACACACAUACGUGUGAAUACGCAUGCAUGCAUCUAUAAAAGUUUAUUAGAAUUGUGGUACACUAAUUUAUACGUCGAAGGGAAAAGUGAAGCAUUCACAAGUAUUACCAUUAAUAUACAAAAGAGGCGAUUUCUCAUAAACCAACAGCCACCCCCCGCAGCGUUCGAGAGUAAAGUGCAGAAGAAUAUAAAUUAAAGACACAAAAUAUAUAUUCAAGUUAAUAAUAGUAAGAACAUUGAAAUAUAUAACUAACUAAAUGUUGUAAUAGUUAGAAAAGUGUUAAAUGAGGCCAACAAUCAAAACAGUCUCUUGAAGAAAACAAAGCCCAAUAAUAAAUGUUGGAUAUACACCACGUGUGAUAUAAGAUGCAAAGUAAACCUUAUCUACAACACUGUAUUAACUAGUAAUAAGGCAUAUGAUAUAAUUAUCUUGUAUUACAUACACAUGUAGAAAGGAAAGAUAUUCCAGUUUUCAGCCCUAAUGACUCAGAGCUAUUACUCCCAAUCAAUUGCAUACUGUAUAGAGCGAAACAAAAUAUGUUGCUUAUAAGUGCGCUCGCGCUGGGUUUAGUGGACUCAACAAAUUUCAAUGCAGGCAUUCAUUUGGGCAUAUUUAAUCUUGCGACAACGGCGGUGGCUGCAGCCACAACGGCGGUGAUAAACACAGCUGUUGCAGAAGAUAACGUGGACGCUGUGAUAAGUGGCACAAUGCCGAUAAUAUCCACAGUUACUGGAGACACGGAAGACAGUCAUGUUAAAGCUUUGACAACAGAUGCUGUUAGUGGCACUUCAAUAGCGCAUACAACGACAUCAGUUGGCAGUAGUGCGAGCAGUGGUACCAUUACUUGGGAUAACAAUGGUACUCUUCGAUCACUUAAUCCAGGCGAUUGGUCGAUCGAACAAUGUGUUAUUUGGGAAAGGCCUCAUCACCUAUAUUAUCAACUGGGGAAUGCCUUCUUUCUACUAGCAUUCUUGGCACCGCAUGGACUUUUUGGUGCAUUGUGGCUGCGAGCACUGAUUCUGGUCGGAUGUACGCUGAUGGCGAUGUAUGGCUACUUAGUAGAGUGUAAACCAGAUGUAGUGAUCUGGUCCGGACUAUUUUUCAUGGUCAAUUUCAUUUACCUAAUUGUUGUGUUGUGUCGAUUGCGACCUGUUCGAUUCGACAAAGAAAUUGAAGGGGUAUAUGCCAGUUUAUUUAAACCACUUCGUGUGACGAGACAUCAGUUCAAAAAAAUUUUGAGUUGUAUGAAGCUCGUCCGAUCGUUGAAAUACCAGGAAGUGUAUGCGCAAGAGAAAAUUACCAAAGUUGACAGUCUAUCUCUCGUUCUGUCUGGAAAAUUGGUUGUAUCUCAGAAUCAGAGGGCUUUACAUAUAGUAUUUCCUCAUCAGUUCCUAGAUUCGCCGGAAUGGUUUGGAGUAUCAACCGAUGAUUACUUUCAGGUAUCUAUUAUGGCUAUGGAGGAGUCACGCGUUCUUAUUUGGCAUCGUGAUAAAUUAAAAUUAUCUAUAAUGGCUGAACCGUUUUUACAAUCAGUUUUUGAUCACAUUUUGGGCCGCGACGUUGUCAAGAAGUUGAUGCAAGUCACACAGGUAAGCGAAUCCAUAGCUAGUAAUGGAUUUUUACCAUCGGGCAGUUAUGAUGAUGCCGAGGACAAGCCCAUGCUGAUCAUGAAGAAGAGUGUGGAGGGACAUGGCCUAACGGCAUUAAUAAAUCGCCAGCUUCAGGCCAUACCGAGGAUAUCGAAGUACUAUGAUUGCGCGGGUGAUCCUAACUCCUGGCGAUUAGGUAGAAUUGAUGAGACUGACCAUGAGACGGCUGUGUGAGUGUUACAUAUAUAUGUAUAAGUAUAUAUAUGCCAUAGAUGCAAAAGAGUUGAUACGAGUGAAAGUAGCAGAAUAUAUUCCAGCCCAUGCUGAAAUAGAUAUGUAAAGGCAGCAUAAUUGAUGUAAAACAAGGGUGGCAAUGGAGUCAAAGUCUGCAGUUCUUCAAGUGCGAAUGGAAUUUUUCUAAGUAUUAUUAGCAAAUAAGAAAAUUAUAUAAUUCUUGCAUUGUUUGUACAGUAACGACAGAGAUCUGAAUACAUAAAUUUGAUUAUAGAAAAAAACGAAAAUAACGAAAUUUUAAAUUAUAUAUCCAUAUGUACAAAUGGUACAUAUGUAUGUAUGCAAGAUUUAUACGAAGAAAUCAUACCAACAUUCUUCUGUAACUUCAAAGUUAAAUAUUCUUUAGAAUAAUUUCAUAAUUCAUAAUGUCAAAUGACAUCAAAUUCAAUAUGAUUAUCAGAGCAGUCGGUAUUAAUGUUUUUGAUUUUAUUCAAUUUAAUUUAUUUCGUUAACAUUUUGGGUUUUAACUAAUGAUUUCAUUAUACGGCAAAAACAAAUUUUUUCUGUGUAUUGGACGAAUCCAAUAUUUUUCAAGUGAUUCAAACACUUUCUGCGUUUUUUGAAAUUAGCCUCCAAAACCGAAGUAAGCCACAUUUGAAUCUUAACUUCGAUUUUGUAGGUAGAAAAUACUUUUUUCUUAUGACUCAAACCCUCAGAAAGUAUUUGUUUCGUUCAAUACUCAUCCGACCCUGUACGCCGUUUUUUAUAACAUAAGGUACACAAUUUUUUUUGCAUACAUAUCUGUGUGGAUAUCCAUUAUAUAUACCAGCGAACAUAGGUUUCAUCGAUUGUUUAUCUAAUAAUAGAUAAAGUGUAAUAGGCAUAUUCGUUUUCUUUUCAUUAAGUAUGUAUGCGUACAUCUGUAUGCAUGACAAUAGUAAUAACUAAUAAGAACCCUUUAGUAAUCGAUAAGGUGGUUUAAAAAACUUCCAAAUUUUAGAAGCUUUGCCAAUCUUCAACAAAAGUUGAUGACCCAUAUUUUAAAAACUGCGAAGGUCAACACAAAUAUAUGUUAUCCCAAAAAGUCAGGAGAAUAUUUUUUUAUCGUGAGACGUCUUUGACGUUUAGACAUCAAAAUAAAUUCGCAGGAUUCUUAUAUUUGGAUGUAUAUCUAAAGUUAUACUGUAUAAAAGUAUUACACCGCAUUAAAAAUGUGAGCAUUUAUUUAUUUUAUAAAUAAAAUUAAAAAAACUAAGUGUAUACUUUUAUUAUUAAUUUUAUUUAAUAUUCGCAUAUAAAUUAUAUGUUUGUCCUUUUUUAACGUUAAUUAAUUUAUUUACAUAUACAAUUUUUUAUCUCUUGUGCUGUUCAAACCGAGAAUCAAUCAAUAAAUGUACAUAGGUAAAUCAAAUAAAAUAACUUGUGAAACUUUGAAUUGAAAUUUUA